AUGGCUGGAGGCGCUCAUGCCGGAGAGUCUUUGGGCGUAGAGCGGCGAACCACCCGCUGUUGGGAAUAUGGCAGCGUGUUCAUUCCUGAAGAUGACGGGUGUGAUGAGGAUCCGAAGACAGGCAAAUUUGUCCCUCUCGGCAGUGUCCAGGUGGUUGUCGCCUGGUUCGGUGAUGCUAAUGAUGCUAGCCUGCGGAAUGACAUCACUGAGGAGGUCCAGCGAAUGCUUUCUCCGUCGCAGCGUUCCGCAGUGCCGGCCAUGGCAAGGCUCUGGGGGGACCCGGCCAAGUUCCGGGUGAAGCAGCUGGAGGUGACGUACGAGCAAGACUGGCUUGGUGAUGAAAGGCGUGAAGCUCUCUUGGGCUUGAAAGCUCGUGCGAACGAGAAGGCACAGGAGGCACCAGAGCUGGAGAGCCUCCUGCAGCGUCUGAGCGCCGCGCUGGUGGCCGCGGCGCAGUCGCGUCCCUGUCCCGCGGAGUCCAUUGCCGGAUUCGGUGCUACAUCCCCAAGGUGGAGACAGCUUGGCUUCCAGUCGUGCGAUCCUCGCUCAGACCUGCGCACGGGAAUCCUGGCGCUCGACUGCUUAGUCCACAUGGCAGAAAGGUAUCCCCUGGCCACGAGCCAAAUGGUCCGUGAGGCCCAAAGCGAUGGGAUCGAUUAUCCGUUCGCUGUGGCGAGCAUCAACAUCACACAGCACUUGGCUAGGUAUCUGCAGCUUGUCAAGGAUGGCUUGGGCUGCUCCGGGAUGCAGAGCGCAUCCCCUCGCGUAGUUCACAGAUUUGCGAGGCUUCUGGCGAGCUCCAGGCAGCGGAUCGAAAGCCGCCGGGAGCCUGCGGCGCCUGCGAUAGAGCCCUUCUGCGAGUUGCAUGCAGCUGUGAUGGCACGCCUGCACUCCAACUGGCGAGCGCGGAAACAGGAAGACCCGAGCAUCACGGUCAUGCAUUUUGGGCCCAUCAUGGAAGAGACGUUGGCAGCUGCAUGUGCGUUCUGCAAGCAGGCUCCCAUGGAGACAGCGUCGGAGUUCAGGGGCCUGGCAAGCGUCUCGCAAGAGGCCUGGCCCGGUCCCGGUGGUUCGGAGAUGAUGGAGGGGUUGCCUGACGAUUGA
Molecule: messenger RNA, 1104 nt
Organism: Symbiodinium sp. CCMP2592
Lineage: Eukaryota; Dinophyceae; Suessiales; Symbiodiniaceae
Source: the annotation of a GenBank genome assembly